UAUGAAAUAAACCUUUUCAGAAACUUUGCCGCGUAAGGAAUUUUUUUUUCUUUUUUUGCUAAGAAGCGUAAGGAAAUAUUUGUACGUGUGUAAAGCAAACUCAUCAAUAUAUAUCUUCAAACACCUUCGUUAUAUUUUCUAUCUUCCAAUUCAGUUUCGACAUUUCUCGCUAUUCGUCUCGGGUUUUGUUUGUUGAUUGAGAGAACAUGGGAGGUGACAAAGACAGAGGGUUUCAUGGGUAUCCACCCGCUGGAUACCCGCCAGGUCCUGGGGCUUAUCCACCAGCUGGAUACCCACCACAUCAAGGUUACCCUCCACCACCUGGUGCCUACCCUCCAGCUCAUGGUUAUGGAGGUUAUCCUCCUGCAUCUGGUCAUGCUGGUUAUGCUCCUACUGGCUAUCCUGCUCAUCACUCAGGACACGCAGGAGGAAUCGGGGGUAUGAUUGCUGGUGCUGCAGCAGCCUAUGGAGCUCACCACGUAGCUCAUAGCUCUCACAGCCCUUACGGACACGCUGCAUAUGGUCACGGAUAUGGCCAUGGUCAUGGCUAUGGUUAUGGUCAUGGUAAGUUCAAGCACGGGAAGCACGGGAAGUUUAAGCAUCACGGAGGCAAGUUUAAACGUGGGCAUGGGAUGUUUGGAGGAGGUAAGUUCAAGAAGUGGAAGUGAUGUAAAAGCCCCUUUGAUAUGUCUCUCUGGACUGACCAGAUGUUUCAAAUAAAUCACAAACAUUAUAAGUUUAACUUUCGUCGGGUUAGAGAUCGCUGGUUCGAAUUGCGAUAAUUCAGGCUUAAUAAUGAACAUGGUAUUAUUAUAUGGACGUGUACUAUGAAACUAUCUAUGGCUUUUCUAAUGACAUAUUCUGUUUUUAUAGAUUUUAUA
Messenger RNA from Brassica rapa (field mustard), 881 nucleotides. RefSeq names its product glycine-rich protein A3. The record is from RefSeq and is a predicted model, not a curated record. Lineage: Eukaryota; Viridiplantae; Streptophyta; Magnoliopsida; Brassicales; Brassicaceae.